Aspergillus pseudotamarii is the source of this 1539-nucleotide messenger RNA. RefSeq names its product TDT family transporter. NCBI's taxonomy places the organism in Eukaryota, Fungi, Ascomycota, Eurotiomycetes, Eurotiales, Aspergillaceae. The record is from RefSeq and is a predicted model, not a curated record. Gene Ontology annotation, molecular function: sulfite transmembrane transporter activity. The transcript is spliced from 6 exons. Gene Ontology annotation, cellular component: plasma membrane. The coding region runs from base 130 to 1332 and encodes 400 amino acids. Gene Ontology annotation, biological process: sulfite transmembrane transport; transmembrane transport.
UAGUAUCAACCUUACUCCAACACAACCACGAAAUUCAUAGAAUCUUUAAGGUGUCUUCAACGUCUACCAAUCUGAUACUACUGUCCUUACCCCACAAAUAAACUAUCUUGUCAGGAUCGGGUGCUCAGGAUGAAAGAUAGUGACUCGCGUCCUCAUACAGGACCCAAAAGCCUUUCAAAGUAUACGGCGGGUUGGAGAAGAAUCGUCAGCAACUUCAGUCCAUCAUGGUUUUCCACGACAAUGGGGACAGGCAUGGCCGGAAUAUUGUUCCAUCUGAUCCCUUUCGAGCAUACAGCGCUACAUUACCUAGCCAUAGCCUUUUUUGUGCUGAAUGCGUUGUUGUUUCUCACCGUGCUCGGCAUGUCAAUUCUCCGCUAUACUCUCUACCCUGAAAUUUGGAGGGUCAUGAUACAAGAUCCAGUUAACUCGUUAUUUCUGGCAACUUGUCCCAUGGGGUUUGCCACCCUGAUCGAAUUGUGGGUGUUUAUUUGCGUUCCGCAGUGGGGAGACUGGGCGAAGACAACGGCCUGGGGAUUAUGGAUCAUCGAUGCGGUCGCAGCGGCAGCCGUCACAGCGUCCCUUUCAUUUAUUCUUAUAUCGCAACAUUACGUCACAUCAUUGGAGCGGAUCACCGCGCUGCAAUUGUUGCCGAUCGCUGCCACAAUCGUCGCGUCCGGGGUUGGGGCCGAGAUCGCAGAUAUUUUGCCUAACGCACAGCACGCUAUGGGAACGGUGAUCGUGUCCUACGUGCUGUGGGGCAUGUCUACACCAAUGGCCAUGAUGAUCCUGGUGAUCUAUUACCAACGUUUGGCGGUCCACAAGCUUCCAUCAAGGGAAACCAUCGUUAGUUGCUUUCUUCCACUAGGGCCUCUCGGGUUUGGGGGAUUCAGUAUCCUCUACCUGGGUAAGGUGGCUCGACAGCUCCUCGGUGAAUCCAACGCCAUCGAUCCACUUGUCGGGCACAUCGCAUACGUUUUCGGUCUCUUGCUGUCUCUGUUGAUGUGGUCUUUCGGGCUGAUUUGGCUCGUUUUCGCGCUGGCUACCAUCUACUACCGAUCACCGUUUCCUUUCAACAUGGGCUGGUGGGGAUUCACAUUUCCGCUUGGAGUAUAUGCGGCCAAUACGAUCCUGCUGGGGAAGGAAAUGAAUUUAAUGUUUUUUAAGGUUUGCGGGACGAUACUCAGCGGCGCGAUGAUAUUAUUGUGGCUGGUGGUUGCCACCCGUACCCUGCACGGGGCAUGGCGUGGCGUUUUAUUCCAUGCGCCGUGCCUACAAAACUUGAAGGAAAAGCUCGAAGAUAGCCAGGAUGACGCGACGAAUGAUGAAGCAUAGGCUAAGCGCCCCAGAACCUUGUUCUGGCUAAGACCCUGAUUUUGGCCGAUUCAUCCAAAUGCUCAUCACAUGGUAUACGAGCUAUGCCAGGGGUUCACCAAUCAUAUCGGGUGUUUGAGGAUUGGAUUCCGGCUAGUAUGCAGUAUCGGUACGAGGGACCAAUCCGCAGCAGAUAGCGACGCCGCUCCCCUUUCAAAAUCAUCCCGG